GCACUAUGUUGUUACGACUGGUGUCUGACAUUCGAUCGUGAGGUCAACUUGAUAUGGAAGAGUAAACUGUCGCCUAUCACAGUCCUCUUCUAUUUUUUGCGUUACCCCGCGGUCUUGAACACCGCCGUCGAGCUGCUCAGCCGCGCCUCGUGGCGCUGGCAAUCCAACUCACUGUUCUUUGCAUCCCUCCGCAUAUAUGCCAUCUUCGACCGCAACGCAUGGAUAGCUGCCGCCGUCCUCCUCCUCGGCCUGGCCAACCCGGUCAUCAUCACCGUACGUCCUCCGUCGCCCGAGGGCACUCCUGGCUAA
Fomitopsis serialis is the source of this 309-nucleotide messenger RNA. RefSeq lists its product as uncharacterized. The transcript is spliced from 3 exons. The annotation marks the transcript as partial. Lineage: Eukaryota; Fungi; Basidiomycota; Agaricomycetes; Polyporales; Fomitopsidaceae. The record is from RefSeq and is a predicted model, not a curated record.